UGGGCAUACGACAGAACAAAAUAUGGAUUCAGAUGUCGAGAUAUCGGAUUCCUCGCGGGAAGCCGGGCCCAGCGGUGUGCAAAAUCGCGGCGCCAGCCACAAUUGUCCAGGUCCGCGUUGCGUUUGUCAGAGAUAUGAGAAUGGCGAAUUAGCCGCAGUCAUAAUGAAUCAAGGCAGAAGUAAUCAGGAGAGGGAGGAUAGUUACCAAAACGUGGGUCAUAUCUCGCGUACUUUUCAGAAUCGUCCCAACAGCACGCUACAGAUACAUCCAAAUCUGAAUCCACAUUAUCAAAAUCCGAUUGAUUUGAUACGCAAUUACAACCGUCGAUUACAACAACCACAGCAACAGCAGGAACCGGAAGAAAACAUUUACGAGCGUUUGGACAAUGAUGAUGAUGAAGACGAUGAUGAAAACGCGGAGAUCCCUCAGAACGAAUCUCUAGUUCAAAACAAUCAGGGUAACAUGGAUAAUCAUAUGUAUGAAAGAAUAGACGAGCGGAUAUCGUGUAGCAGUAGAGCGCAUUGUCAUUAUAAGUAUCAUUUACCUACUCAUAGUUUUUUGAGCGACAUGGAAAAUGCUAGAAAUAUGGAUCCAUACAAUCAACCAAGACACAUUUAUAUCGAUUAUUCUCGAUUGAAUAGUAACAUUUACCAAAGUUCUCUAAACAGAUUAGGUCGCAAUUGUUUCUCCACAGAGAAUAUUGCAUACGCUUCUACGAAACGUUCUCAUCCAAUCAUGUAUAAUUGCACAUGUCCGUACUGUAGAAACAUGGACGCAAGAUACGUAUGCCAUCAUUGUUACUAUCUGUACAACAGAUUACAAUAUCAAGACACAUCUAAUUCCAGGCAUUACGUGUAUCAAGUCUCAAGAAAUUGUAGAUGUCCCUUUUGUCGUGGGGAAUACUCUUAUACAAAGUUUCCCGCUCUUCGCGCUGCUGAAUUAUUGAAAAUAGAAUGUUGUCAUUGUAGAAAUCUGGCCAAUUGUAUCUGCCGUAGUAAAGCUUCGUCUGAUUUUAAUAAUUCCACGAUCAUCGGACGAUACUUGGAUUGGAUUAAUCGGACCGGACAGUCUGUUAAUAAUCCUUUAUAUGCCAUGAUUCAUGUCGGUAGGAUGGAUCGUGCUUCCGUGUCCGGUCACGGGAAUACAUCUAAUAGUAGAAAUUCACCAAAUAAUCCCGGUCCGUCGACGUCCGGUAAUGCGACAUCUAAUGCAAGAUUCAAUGAGUCGAAUUCAUCUUCAGUUUUACGAUCGGUAUUUGUUCCCGGUGCUUCCACAUCGAGUGCUCCUAUCUGUUCCAUAAGUCGCUACGUAGAACACCAGCAUACCUGCGAUGACUCUUGUAUCCGUAGUCAAGGCGGAAGUCUGACUGGAAUAUGUCAGUUUCUCGGCAGAUGCGAAAGAACGGAAUGCAAUCAUGGAAGGCUUUCUGUACAUUGGUGGUUCGUGAAUAAAUGGCUUCCUCUAUGGAAUUCUCAUAACUUUAAUAGAAACGUGGAUGGCGCACCGUGCGUGGAUGAAGUAUCACGGGAACAGCGAGAGAGCGACAGCGAUGAUUCUUAAAUUAUUAAGAAUUUGUUUAUCGUGAGAGUGUCUAUUUUAUGUACUUCGAACUUUUAAUACACAUCUUCAUUAAUUUGUAUUAUACGAUUAUAGUUUACUGACUCGCUCGAUCGUAAGAUGAUUAGCAAAACCUAGAAGCCUGCGUACACACAGUUGAGCAAAUUCAGUGAUAUGGUAAUGACUUUAAGUAUAUGUUCCAUGACAAUAAAUUCGUAUGUUGCGAUUUUUAAAUAUUUGAAUAUUAGAAAAAUUAUUUUUAAGCGUUAGUAGGAUAGAAUCCUCUAAUCGGAGAUUCUGUUCAUAAUAGAGUGUCGUCCAUUUUCUAUAAAGUUAGAGCCAUGGCACACAAAAAAACUUAAGGCAGUAAGACGCAUUGAUCAU
Molecule: messenger RNA, 1942 nt
Organism: Mycetomoellerius zeteki
Lineage: Eukaryota; Metazoa; Arthropoda; Insecta; Hymenoptera; Formicidae
Exons: 2
Coding region: 23-1561 (512 amino acids)
Source: RefSeq, a predicted model, not a curated record